Molecule: messenger RNA, 2764 nt
Organism: Choloepus didactylus (southern two-toed sloth)
Lineage: Eukaryota; Metazoa; Chordata; Mammalia; Pilosa; Megalonychidae
Gene: PAIP1
Product: poly(A) binding protein interacting protein 1
Exons: 11
Coding region: 225-1667 (480 amino acids)
Biological process (GO): regulation of translational initiation
Molecular function (GO): RNA binding; translation activator activity; protein binding
Source: RefSeq, a predicted model, not a curated record
GUGCUGGGUAGCCGUGGGGGGGUGGGGGCUCUGGAUCGGCGGGUUUGGCGGGUGCUCAGGCUGCCGUCCGCUCCGCCUGAAGCGCGGAAGAGCCGAGCCGGGGCCCGCCGCCUUCUUCCUCCAUGAGGCCCGUGUGAGGCACAGCGACAAGAGCCGGCCCGCGGCGCUUCGCCCCCACCGCGCCCUCUCUCGAGCGCAGCGGUAGCGGCUCCCGGAGGAGGAGCAUGUCGGACGGUUUCGAUCGGGCCCCAGGUGCUGGUCGGGGCCGGAGCCGGGGCCUGGGCCGCGGAGGGGGCGGGCCUGAGGGCGGCAGUUUCCCGAACGGAGCGGGGCCUGCUGAGCGGCCGCGGCACCAGCCGCCGCCUCAGCCCAAAGCCCCGGGCUACCUGCAGCCGCCGCCGCUGCGCCAGCCCAGAACGGCCCCGCCGCCCGGGGCCCAGUGCGAGGUCCCCACCGGCCCCCAGCGGCCUCCCCGGCCCGGGGCUUUCCCAGAACAAACGAGGUCCUUGAGAGCUCCACCUAGUUCACAGGAUAAAGUCCCACAGCAGAACUCGGAUUCAGCAAUGGCUAAACCCCAGGUGGUUGUAGCUCCUGUAUUAAUAUCUAAGCUGUCUGUGAACGCCCCGGAAUUUUACCCAUCAGGUUAUUCUUCUAAUUAUACAGAAUCCUAUGAGGAUGGUUGUGAGGAUUAUCCUACUCUAUCAGAAUAUGUUCAAGACUUUUUGAAUCAUCUUACAGAGCAACCUGGCAGUUUUGAAACUGAAAUUGAACAAUUUGCAGAGACCCUGAAUGGCUGGGUUACAACAGAUGAUGCUUUGCAAGAACUUGUGGAACUCAUCUAUCAGCAGGCCACAUCUAUCCCCAAUUUUUCUUACAUGGGAGCUCGCCUGUGUAAUUACCUGUCUCAUCAUCUGACAAUUAGCCCACAGAGUGGCAACUUCCGCCAAUUGCUACUUCAAAGAUGUCGGACUGAAUAUGAAGUUAAAGAUCAAGCUGCAAAAGGGGAUGAAGCGACCCGAAAACGAUUUCAUGCAUUUGUCCUCUUUCUAGGAGAACUUUAUCUUAACCUGGAGAUCAAGGGAACAAAUGGACAGGUUACAAGAGCAGAUAUUCUUCAGGUUGGUCUUCGGGAGUUGCUAAAUGCCCUCUUUACUAAUCCUGUGGAUGAUAACUUAAUUUGUGCAGUAAAAUUACUGAAGUUGACAGGGUCAGUUUUGGAAGAUGCCUGGAAGGAAAAAGGAAAGACUGAUAUGGAAGAAAUUAUUCAGAGAAUUGAAAAUGUUGUCCUAGACGCAAAUUGCAGCAGAGAUGUAAAACAGAUGCUCUUGAAGCUUGUAGAACUCCGGUCAAGUAACUGGGGUAGAGUCCAUGCAACCUCACCAUACAGAGAAGCAACACCUGAAAAUGAUCCAAACUAUUUUAUGAAUGAACCAACGUUUUAUACAUCUGAUGGUGUUCCUUUCACUGCAGCUGAUCCAGAUUACCAAGAGAAAUAUCAAGAGUUACUUGAAAGAGAAGACUUUUUUCCAGAUUAUGAAGAAAAUGGAACAGAUUUAUCUGGGGCUGGUGAUCCAUACUUGGAUGAUAUUGAUGAUGAGAUGGACCCAGAGAUAGAAGAAGCUUAUGAAAAGUUUUGUUUAGAAUCAGAGCGUAAGCGAAAACAGUAAAGUUAAAUUUUGACAUAUUAGUUUUAUAAAGGAGUUUAGGUAUGGUGAUUUAGCAGAACAUGGGAAAGCAAGAAAAUAUUUCACACUUAUACCAAAUUAAGGAUCUUGACUUAUGUUACUAAUGUAUGCAACUUUAAUUUUGUUUAACAUUAUCUGCCAAAAUAAACUUUAUUCCCUAUAACUUAAAAUGUGUAUAUAUAUAUAAUAGUUUAUUAUGUACAGUUAAUUCUGUUUGGGCUGCAAUAAAAUCAAUUUUGAAAUAAAUGAAAUGUUGAAAGUAAAUUUUGCUAGCCGGUUAGAAGCUUAUCCUUUAAAUUCUACUUUUCUUGGGGGAAAAGUCUUAGUUUGGAAAUACGUAUUACUGCAAAACGUAGCAUCCUUUUUUUUUGGAUACAUAUACUUUAGGUUUCAUUUUAGUUUACUUAGUGUCUUGGUGAAUUGGCUUUCAAAUAUGAAUCACAAUCAUGAAAAUCUUUAGAACUAAAGUCUUGGAAUAUAUCAUUAACAACUGACAUUACAUAUGCAGAUGCUAUUUGAUAACAAGGGCUUUUAAAAUGUCAUUAAAAGGAAGAAAGACUUAACUCCCAAAUAAACAAUCAAGACUCUAUUCCAAUUCUAAAAUUGUGCUUUCGGCUACUUUAACAUGUUUAAAAUUUUUUUCACCUGACUAACUUCAUUACCCUAAGGCCUAGAACAUUAUUGUGCUUUAUAUGGCUUCUUAAUUUUUGUUUUGUAGCAUGAGUUGCAUUGACUUUUUUACUAGAGAAUUUUACUAGAUCUUUGUCAUUCAAGUUUUCAUCUGCUUUAUGAUUUAUACACCUUGAGGAUCACUUUUCUAAUACUUUUACUACAAUGUGGUACCACCUCGGCCCUAUUUAGUUAAUAUUUUUACCUAUUGUCAAAAAUCUUUUCCAACUAACUAAAACUUAUGUACAAAAGGAUUGCUUGUAAAUAUGCAUGUAAAUAGUUCUGUUAAUAAUCCACUGUUUUACAUUUCGUACAUUUGUCUGCUAAUACAGUUAGCUUUCUCACUUUUCUGUUCAGUCUGAAAUUAAAAUUAGACUUUGAAAAUAAAAUUUAAAUAGUUUUGUUUCUUC